This is a messenger RNA of Carcharodon carcharias (great white shark), 2871 nucleotides long. RefSeq names its product carboxypeptidase E (gene cpe). NCBI's taxonomy places the organism in Eukaryota, Metazoa, Chordata, Chondrichthyes, Lamniformes, Lamnidae. The transcript has 10 exons. Gene Ontology annotation, molecular function: metallocarboxypeptidase activity; zinc ion binding. Gene Ontology annotation, biological process: proteolysis. The record is from RefSeq and is a predicted model, not a curated record. The coding region runs from base 103 to 1638 and encodes 511 amino acids.
UUCGCACUGCUGCUUAUUAUCGGGGCGCCGGGUUCAGUUUCUCCCCAUUCCCUCACUCGGCUCAGCUACUUUGAGAGGCGGGAGCAGCCAGCCCGAUUGAACAUGACCUUGUGGCGCCUUUUCCUGAUCUGCUCGGCGGGGUGGGCAGCAGCAGCCUGGGCGAGGGCAACGAUGCCCGCUGACACCCCGCGAGCCCGCACAGCUCCCGGCUGGGUGCCCGAGGGCAUCCCAUUCGAGUAUCACCGGUACGCGGAGCUGCGCGAAGCCCUGGUGGGAGUCUGGCUCCAGUGCCCCAGCAUCAGUCGCAUCUACACGGUGGGCAAGAGCUUCGAGGGACGGGAGCUGCUGGCCAUUGAGAUGACGGACAAUCCCGGAAAGCACGAACCGGACAAGCGAUGCUGCACAUGUUGGACCUUAGCAUUGCUCCACCCACUCAACAGAUGCGAGUGCCUGGCAGAGUGCACCAGCACAAACAGAAGACUUACACUACAGAACGGUCCAUUCAAGAGAAAGGGGGAGCCAGAAUUUAAAUACGUUGGCAACAUGCAUGGGAAUGAGGCAGUGGGAAGAGAGAUGCUUGUCUUCUUGGCACAGCAUCUGUGCAAUGAAUACCAAAAAGGAAAUGAAACGAUUGUCAGUCUGAUUCACAGCACACGGAUACACAUCAUGCCAUCCAUGAAUCCUGAUGGGUUUGAGAAAGCAGCUACACAGACUGGUGAUCUGAAGGACUGGUUUGUGGGUCGCAAUAACGCACAAGGAACCGACCUCAACAGAAAUUUUCCCGACCUUGACAGAAUCGUCUAUGUGUAUGAAAGGGAAGGAGGGCCCAAUAACCAUCUUCUGAAAAACAUAAAGCUUUCUGUAGACAGAAACACAAAGCUCGCACCAGAGACUAAAGCUAUCAUUCACUGGAUCAUGGAUAUUCCAUUUGUUCUCUCAGCAAAUCUUCAUGGUGGCGAUGUUGUAGCGAACUACCCAUAUGAUGAGACUCGCACUGGUUCUACCCAUGAAUAUAGUGCGUGUCCAGAUGAUAAGAUUUUUAAAAGCCUGGCUGAGGGUUAUGCCUCAUUGAAUUCAGUCAUGUCUAACCCCAAUAGACCACCAUGCCGCAAGAAUGAUGACGAUUCUAGCUUUGUUGAUGGAAUAACCAAUGGAGGAGCUUGGUACAAUGUUCCAGGGGGUAUGCAAGAUUUCAACUACCUGAGCAGUAAUUGCUUUGAGAUCACACUGGAACUAAGUUGUGAAAAAUUCCCACCUGAAGACACACUCCCACAGUAUUGGAAGGAGAAUAAAGAAUCUCUCAUUAAUUACAUUGAGCAGGUGCACCGUGGUGUUAAAGGGUUUGUCCGAGACCAUCAAGGGAACCCACUCUCCAAUGCUACUAUAUCUGUGGAAGGCAUUAAUCAUGAUAUCACAUCUGCUAAAGAUGGUGAUUUUUGGAGGCUUCUGGCUCCUGGAAACUACAAAAUCACAGCUUCUGCUCCAGGAUAUCUAGCAGUAACUAAAAAAGUGGCAGUUCCUUUUAGCCCAGCCACAGUGGUUGAUUUUAAUCUUGAAUCAUUUUCUGAGAGAAAAGAAGAGGAGAAGGCAGAAAUAAUGGAAUGGUGGAAGAUGAUGUCUGAAACACUGAACUUUUAAGCCGGAGGCUGUUGCUCCUUUUCAAAGCACGUGCUUUAAUGGGACGUGGGUGGCAUACUGAUCUCUUUCUUUAGACAUUGAAUUAUUUACGUUUUCCUGUGUUUUAGUAUUACUUGAGCACAGUAGGUAUUAUGUGAGGUGAACAAUCUGGUGUCCCUGCCUUUAUCAAGCCACUUCUUCAGCUAGGACGUAUGCUGCCAUUUGGUGGAGAUUCCAUUUUGUUCAUCUUACUCAAAGAUUAGUUCCCUCCCUUCAUGGACUGUUUUAGAUAAGUGUGGUCACUGUUACUGUGUCUUUGUAUCUCUGUUAUAAUUCAUUUUGUAGUCCCAAAUAAUGUCUUGACUAAAAAUAUCAGGUCAUGUUUGGAAAGGGGAGGGAGAAAAAUACCUUAAUUUUAAAAUAACUUGACGAAUGAAGUGUGUACAGUCUUCACAAAUUUAUGUAACUGAAAGUAUACAAAGUGAAGGCUAAAGUCCGUCCAGGAUUUAUUUAUUUAAGGUAAAAGAAGGAAAAAUAUCAUGUCAGAUGUGAAUUGGAAAAUUGUUGUUGGUUAGUGUAUGAACAUAUUGAUUUUCUGUAAUGGUUUGAACAUUAAGUUUAAGGUAGCAACUUACAUGUAAUCAACCCAACAGAAACUGACAUUUCUGCAGCAAAUAGCAAAACUAUGAGCCUGAGCACUUGGGAGGCAAAACUAUUUUUCUCUUCUUCAGAUUGUAAAAUUAAUUGUGCAGCACAGUUCCAAGUUCCAUUGCACCUAAAUGUAUGAAAUUCUUAUUAUUGCCCAGUAAUGAGAAAAAUUAAAAGGUUUAACUUACAAUUUUAGGGAAUGUAUGUGUAUUAGAUAGUACAUCAAUCGUAUAAUACAAUGCUGUGUUCUCUUAAAAAUUCAUUUUGCAAUUAGCUAAAACUAAGGACAGUACCACGUGGUUGUAUGGGGAAUCUGAUGUGCUCUGCCUUUUUAACGAUGUAACAACACCCUAUUCAUGAUGUUAAUGUCUCAUUACUUUAAAGAGUGAUGUCAGGCCAUUAGACAGAAUAAUUCUCCAUUACAUUAAAACAAUGUUGGGGUGUAUUUUAUGUUCUGUUUUUAUACACUGAACAUUACACUGUUACCUCAGAAGUAGAUGAGAAAGCAGCUGCAUAUAUUAAUGUCCUUAUAUCUUGCAAAAUGACCUGUAAGUUGGGCUUUGCUGUUUAGUGUGUUAGUGAUAAAGAUGAAAUGUUGCCCAGUGA